AACUGCGCACAACGGAGAAGACUGCUGCUGACUUGCUUGAGAGACCAGGAGCAGCCGUCUGAGAACGCGGCUGCAUGGGACUGUGAAACUCUAUAAUAAGAUGCUACAGUCUCCUCGUCGGCUCAAGUGGAGGUGGGAGGGAGACAGCGGGGUACCGGGUGUAGAGUCCGUGAUGCAAUGCGGGUACCGUCAGUGGCAUGGCCCGCGGUUUUCACCUUGUGUGCAGGAUUCCAGGCACUCCGGUCUUUAUCUGCGGAGCCGCCGCGCGCAUUCGUCUUCAUUACCGGCGCUAUGGAUUAUCUGCAGGGAUACGAGGAGGCUUGGAGGGAGAAAAGGCAAACAUGUGUUAAGUGUUCAUGCUCUCUCGCUCUUUCUCUCUAUGCGUCUCCCCCUCUCUCUCUCCUUGUAUGUGACAAAACAAACACUCCUGGGGUCUAAUAUUACACGUCAUAUGCCUUAAUGAUGGUGCGCAGAAACGGCUUGGGUGCAAAUAGAAGAGGGCAGAGACUCGGUCAAUGUCCAUGGCGGGCUGGCACGUGGGUCUAAAUGAGGAUGAAUGGCGCAUACCCCCAUGUUUUCUUAUCUCCCUCUCUCUUUGAUAGCCUCUCGCCUUCUCACAGGGCAAUUGAAUUGGAGCGUCACCGCGUCUUCCAGCUGCGCCCCACAGGCAUUACAACCCGACGGAUGAUUGCAUGUAUACAGCUGAACACCCCUCGUUCACUUCUCCUCCUGGGUAAUAAAUACAAGGAGAGUGGCUAUUAAACUAUGCUCGGACGGGUGAUCUGGUUUACAGGGAUUUUACCUUGUCCUUCUUGCAAACGCUACAUCUACAUGAGACAGCUUAGUUAAUAGAAGUGUGUCCUGGGACAGACGGUACACAUUUUUUAUUUUCCAUAAUACUGACAUCUAAUUAGGCUUUUCUGAACAUGAAAAAAAUUACUGAUGCAUACAAAUGUUUUAUGGAAUUGUGGGGGCCUGAAAUCCUUAAAAAACAAGUCCACGUUAUGUGGGUGCUUCAGACACCACAAACAGGCACAUAGCUUACUCACACCCACGCUCUGUGUGUGGUUUGUGUAGCUCACUCUGACAUCAAUUUUGUGAAUUAUGACCUAAGCUGCUGCUUCUAUUGGCCAAUACACCCUCCUGCCUAAGAGAGUACAUUUGAUCAGCUGUGUAAAUUGAGUCUUUCACAAUAAUAAAACAUUAACCUUUUUGUCAGCAAGCAUGCUGUCACCUGAACUUUCCUAAAGCCAACUCCGCCAAAAGAUUUGUCCCGCUAAUAUCAAUGAAAUGCCAUUUUCAGUCCAUUACUUCUUGUUAUGCCGCGCAGCAGGAAAGUUGGAGCGCUUCCUGCUCUCAGGCUAGAUAACACUCUCGCACUUCCCACUCCUGAAUGAGAAGGUGGGAAAUGAAAUAGUUGAGAAGACAAAAAGGACACACAUCUCGUCUACAGUGGACACAGGGCAUUUUCCACCUGGCAACAUUUCUUGGAACAAAUGUGGCCUCAUCAGGAGUGGCCAAACAGGGCAUGGCUUUAGCUAGGCUACUGCUGCUCUGUUUGGUAGGUGAGGUCUGGGAUGCUGAAACCAAACCCACAGAAUUUGUGUGUAAUAAAAGUGCCAGGAGGACUUUCAACAUUGUGGCAGAGGUGGAAAGUGCUCUGAGUAACUGCAACGGCUCUUCCAUGCUCUCUGCACUGGUCCGGCUCCCCUGUGUUGAGCUUCAUGUAGCAUCCUGGGAAAACAAAUCACACCAGGAGAAGAGAGGAGACAUAGUUGCAUCAUUGAGGCUUCUUGUUGAAGAUGUGGAGCUUGCGAGGGCUCUAAGCCAGCCAGGAUGUGCUGCUUCACUUCUGCAGAGACUGAAGAACAACAUCAACAACUACCUGCUCAUUCUGAGAAACCUUCAGCUGAGAGGUGCAGUAAUGAGUCCAGCACUGUCCUGUGUUCCUCGAAGCACCCACAGUCUCAGCAUAGUCCUGCUGCACUACAACCAACUGGUCUCUGGAAAACUAGAGCGUUUCAUGGUUGACCUAAAAGACAGAUGCACAUCCUAGUGAGACAAAAAAUAGUUCAGUGAAUUCAGUGGAUAAUCUCAACCACAACAAAAGGUCAAUAAGAGAUGAGCAAAAGCCUACUAGAGAAGAGAAGACAGAGUGAUCUGGAUUUUUAAGCACUAUAAGCUGUUCUGAUAUUAAUGAUUCAUAGAAAAGUGAAUUUUUCAAAAGUAUUCUGUGUGAACUCAUCAAGAGUAAGAUGUAAGAUCUGUGUUGUUUAUAAAGAUGACCUAUAAAAGAAGGGGAAAAAAAUCAAUAUGGCUGCAAUAGAGCAUCACGUGAUUUAUAGGGCUUUACAUGUACAACACAUACAGACCUACAUCCAGCAGCUAGAGGCACAUACCUUACAGGUAGUUUCUCCAAGUAUACAGAAGAUGAUUAUUAAAAUCAAAAUCAUUGCUUUCAGACAUAGGUCGUACACGCUGCAAAUGUAGAAAUGUGGAUGCAGACCCUAGCUUAUAUGGGUUCUCAGAAAUAUCUAAAAUGUGUGACGUUUUUUCAAUUUCAGUAAUUAUUACGCCAGUACUGCACAGUGGUCCUUGCACAUUUAUUUAGGUGAAAGAAAAAAUAUAGACGCUCACCUGAAUAACACUGGAAAGUGUUGCAAUACUAUUGGGGGUUACAAUAUAGUCUGCAGGCUUUUCUUUAUUCUGUUGUACUUUUAAAUCAUACUUUUGUUUAUAUUUUUCUUUUAGAGUUUAUUGAUUUGCUGUAGAGUCGUGCAUGUUUCUAUGUUUCUAUGUUUUCCUUUUUUCAACAAGAUAAUCUGUUUUACAUGCAUUUGAGAGUUCCUGUAUGUGAAUACUUAAAUGGUAAAUACCACAUUUUGCAAUUAAAAUGACAUUUUUUGUCCAUACAAUGAUGUUAAUGCUACCAAACAUUUGCAAUAUAAUAGGCAAUAAACUCUGAUUUAAAACA
Notolabrus celidotus (New Zealand spotty) is the source of this 2974-nucleotide messenger RNA. RefSeq names its product thrombopoietin (gene thpo). Lineage: Eukaryota; Metazoa; Chordata; Actinopteri; Labriformes; Labridae. The transcript has 5 exons. Gene Ontology annotation, molecular function: cytokine activity; hormone activity. The coding region runs from base 1529 to 2056 and encodes 175 amino acids. Gene Ontology annotation, biological process: cell population proliferation. The record is from RefSeq and is a predicted model, not a curated record. Gene Ontology annotation, cellular component: extracellular region.